CGGGAACCCGCAUCGCUCUAAACUCGCAUAUUGGUGAGAAAACGGACUGAAGUAUGACCGAAGAGGCAACUUUUAAAAGGGAAGUCCUGCUGUGGUCUGAGUGUCCUUUCUUCUACCCUCAUCUACUGGGGCAACAGCAUCAGAGCCAGGGAUCUAAAAAGACUCAACAACCUGAUAAAAAAAGGAAGUUCCAGACACAUCAGAGGAUCUUUACAGUCACUUCAGCAGAGAGCUGAUCCAGAGUAAGUAGAGAUGGAAGAAAAAGGUGGCGAACAGCAGCUGAAACACAAGACCAGAGACCUGUCCAGGCAGAUCGAUGAAGUGAAGGAGACCAUGAAGAAAAAUUUGGAAGAGCUCCUCCGCCGAGAAGAAAAUCCGGAAAAACUCAUGGAAGUGUUAGAGUAUCUGAAAAACAGGGAGAUGGAAGAAAAAGGUGGCGAACAGCAGCUGAAACACAAGACCAGAGACCUGUCCAGGCAGAUCGAUGAAGUGAAGGAGAUCAUGAAGAAAAAUUUGGAAGAGAUCCUCCGCCGAGAAGAAAAUCUGGAAAAACUCAUGAAAGUGUCAGAGUAUCUGGAAAACAGGGCUUAUAAUUUCCGCCGUACAACUAAGAAAGUGUCUCGCUCCUACUGGUGGAAGAACGUCAAGCUGAUGGUAGCCGUGGCCGUGAUCGUCCUCAUCAUCGUCGUCGUUAUCGUCCUGCUGGCCGUCAGGGUCAUUCCCACCAGCCCGCCUGUGGCUCCUGCAGCCACGCCCACCUCCAAGCCCUGAACACACAUCAACACAAACAUUGAUUAUUGAUUAUGGACGCAUUAUACAGCGUUUCACAACAAACUAAAAUAGAAUUGACAAAUUAGUUGAUAGUAUAAAUUAUUGUAUUGUAGUCAUGUUGCUAUUCAGUCAAUUUAAAGCAGCCAUUUCACUACACAAUCAAGAAACUGUUAUGUUCAGUUGUUCAGAAAACCCUGCAUAGAGGAGGCGAUCAGAUCAAUUUGAAAUAUCCAUAAUCCUGAUACUAAGUCGGUAUCAGUAUCGGCU
This is a messenger RNA of Gambusia affinis (western mosquitofish), 1038 nucleotides long. Its product is annotated as vesicle-associated membrane protein 8-like. Lineage: Eukaryota; Metazoa; Chordata; Actinopteri; Cyprinodontiformes; Poeciliidae. The transcript is spliced from 6 exons. Gene Ontology annotation, molecular function: SNAP receptor activity; syntaxin binding. The record is from RefSeq and is a predicted model, not a curated record. Gene Ontology annotation, biological process: vesicle fusion; SNARE complex assembly; vesicle-mediated transport. Gene Ontology annotation, cellular component: plasma membrane; SNARE complex. Bases 253 to 771 code for a protein of 172 amino acids.